Messenger RNA from Drosophila eugracilis, 2946 nucleotides. It is a transcript of the gene Slip1, whose product is annotated as slo-interacting protein 1. The record is from RefSeq and is a predicted model, not a curated record. Gene Ontology annotation, molecular function: protein binding. Bases 108 to 2402 code for a protein of 764 amino acids. The transcript is spliced from 6 exons. Lineage: Eukaryota; Metazoa; Arthropoda; Insecta; Diptera; Drosophilidae.
UUGGAUAUAUUGCAUUUUUUUAAUGCGGUCACACUGACAGCCGACGAAAAAGUAUCUAUACAAUUAAGUGGAAAUACAAUAUGAGCUUUUGUUAAUAAGUUACCAAAAUGAAUGAAUGCAUAGUCGAAGUGGAGUACCAAUAUGUUGUGUUAAAAAAUAUGUUUCAGGUAAAUGGUUUCGAUAUAAGCAAUAUGCCAAGAUAUGAAGCGGUUCAAAAGUUCCUUCAAGCUAAAGAAACCUUAGUAGUUGAAUUAUGCAGGCAGAAGCACAAUGCAUUAGGAUUACAGGAAGACGCCUACACCGAACAAUCAGAUGCCAAUAAAACGGUUCCAAACGUUUUGCAAUUAAAGAAUUCGGAACUGGAAAACGCAACAUCGGAAUCGGUUACAAAAAUUUCUAGUGCCUCUCAACCAGUUAAGGUCAUCCCAGCCCAGCCAACAACUAAUUCGGCUUCGGAAGUGACAGGAACAAAAAGUCCCAUCGUCUUGACUCUAAGGGCUUUAGGCCAUGAAGAAGGCUUGGAAAGCUGUACAGUUUUGGCCGCAUCGAAGGAAACCCAAACUUUAAAUUCCGUAGACUCCGAAGUGUUGAGGGAUAGUGACAUGGUCCAAACGAUAGCAGACCAUUUUAUCGAGCAGGAACACCACUUGUUUGAACAAUGCCUGGAACCGGACAUCGAUUUUGAGGAAGUAACGCUCAUCAAAGCGGUGGAAAAUUCAACUAGCGAUCAAAUUGGGCUGAUUGUUUGUUCUUCUGGAUUUCAGUCGUCAAAUAUCGAUGCGAAUAAAGGCGAUAUACUGUGCACUGAUUUAGAGCAAGGCGAGGAUGUGUUUAUUAGUGGUAUUCAACUGCAUAGUAUAGCCCAUAGAGAUGGUCGCCUACGGCAAGGUGAUCAGAUUCUUCGCAUUAAUGGUAUGGACGUGAAAAACCAGGAGGAGGUAGAAACACAAAUAGCGGAAAGUACCACCUCAGUCACGCUUUUAGUUAGUCGAAUACUAUACCCUGAAGACGAGGAUGACGAAGAUAUUAAUUUUGAUUAUGCCAAUUCGUUCCUCCCAGAUGACUACACAAAUGUAGUGGAUAAAUUGGAUAGGGUCUUAUUAAACCAUGUUCAGUCCAUGGAAGAUCUUUCAAAGGAAGACGAUGAGCGUUCAGACAAAUAUCAUUUACCAUCGGAACAGCAUCCAUUAGAAUCGAACGUUAGAACAUCCUCUUUACCGAAAAAAAUAAUUGACCAAACUAGUGAAAUAAAACUUCAUUCGGAUGCAUGUAGGGAUCAUCGAAAAUCUUUAAACCGAUCUUUAACGCAAAAUCAAAUUAAUUUGCGGUAUGAAUAUGACGAAAGCGAGCACAUUUACGAAACCAUUCCAGAAGAUUUUGAGUCUGAACCGCUGUACUGUUCACCGUAUCAAAGUUCAAAUGGCAAAACGUCAAUGGGUUCCUGUUCAACCGAAAUUGCAUCGACCGAAACGACAAUGCAGCAACAAACUCACCGAGUCGCUCAAUGGUUAGGCUUAAAACCGCAAUAUCCCAAAACUCUUGUUGGUCGCCCCCCCUUAAAAUUGACCCAGCAACCAACUUGUAGUCGUGUUUUUACAUUACGCAGCACAUUAACCAACACAAGCGGAUCCAGCAGUAGUGGAGUGGCAUACAGCGCUGAUGGACCAAAUAAUAUAGUUAGCGGAAACAUGGCUCCUGGCGAAGAGCUUGAUAACUCAUCAAGUGCCUACAACACUGGUGGCUCAAACAAUAGCGCUUCUCCUCAUCAAAAUACCAAAAAUGUUAACGACAUUAUUACCGUUAGCCAUAAGCUGGAAAACACAGAAAUUGACGGCCCUAAAGGGGCUUUAGACUCAACUGCAAUAAACAGUAUGCUGCUGAUACCAUUCGGCAAGUCUGGCCGUAUUGGUCUCUGUUCUUCCAAUCUGCCAACAGCGUACGUCAGCGAGAGACAACGUAAGGUUGCGUAUGAAAAUGAAAACCAUCAGCCUAAAAACCAUCUUAAAUUAUUGACAGUCAAGCCAACUGAGGCUGGGAAUUGUCCAGAAUUUAACGCUCCAAAUUUAAGUAGCUACCAAUUCGUAAGUAGCCAAGAGGUGACAAACAGAUGCCAGAGUUUUACAAGUCAAAAACAAAACACCGAAAAUAGUGACGAAAUACCAAUGGUUUGGAAAGUUAAGAGACGACCGGAUGGAACCCGAUACAUUGUAAAACGGCCAGUACGUAAUCGUACCGAAGUUGGAUUUCGCAGAAGCAUGCGCUUUAACGAGCUUACAACAACAGAGGAAGAUACAGUGUCUGAAGUCAAAAUUGGUCGCUAUUGGACAAAGGAAGAACGCAAGCGUCACAUUGAACGAGCUCGGGAAAGGCGUCAUCUUCAGACACAGCAACAGCAGCAAUAGCCAAAUUACCAUUAUUAUUUUUUAUUAUUAUGCAGUAUAUAGCUUUAAAAAUACAUUUUCUUUUAUUUAAUUCUAAGUGACUAUCACAACAGAUUUAACGCUUUCUUAGGUUGUCACGACAAUCGAAACUUAGGAUUUACAUUCAUAAGGUAGUUUUCACGUUAGUGUGUAAUCAAGGCUUGUAUUUACUCCUAAAAAUGAUGGCUUAAUCGAAAUGUAGUUUUGGUUAUUUCAAAUGAACUCAUAAUUGGUCUUAGGCUUGACGAACUUUAAAAUUUCAUAUACGUAUAACUUAUUAUUGUGAACCGUUGUAAAGGAACGUUUCACACAUAUUUAGGUUUCGUUAUUAAUCGUUCCUAUAAUAGUUAUUUGUUAUUGUAAUCAUAUCCAGUCAUACAGUUAUCGUUGAUGCUGAUGUAUGGUGUACAGUAUAUACACAUAUUACUUAAUUUUAAAAAGGUCUUAUUAGUUAAAACAUAACGAGUAUUUUUUAAGAUAAGAUAAGUAAUAUUGUUUCCUUAUAAUAAAGAAAAAUAAAAGUGUA